AGACAGUAGUCUUGGAAAUAUUUUUUUACGUAUUGACAGAUAUUUAAUUUUUAUCAUUAAGUACAAGAUGAAAAUGUACUGUAUUUUCUGAUUAGCUAAAUUUGUAAUGAAAUAAGUUUCGGCGUCGAUAUAGGCAAUGGCUUUUACGUUGUCCCUGUGGAAUCUCUUUGAAACAUCUUUGCUGUGUCUCAACGCUUACACCAUAAUCAACGAUGAAAGAUUUUUCACCAGAUUUGACGAGGAAAAGUCCAAUAAAAGUUUCAAAAACGAAUUCGAUGAUACUCACUUGUACAGUUUCGUUCAUUCAAUGACGACUGUAUCUAAAUAUCCGAUUAUAUUUUUGAAUUUGAUAACGGCAUUAAUUAAAUUAAUUCUUGGUUCCUGAAAAAAUAAUUUAAUAUUUA
Messenger RNA from Phyllotreta striolata, 404 nucleotides. Lineage: Eukaryota; Metazoa; Arthropoda; Insecta; Coleoptera; Chrysomelidae. The record is from the annotation of a GenBank genome assembly.